Castor canadensis (American beaver) is the source of this 883-nucleotide messenger RNA. NCBI's taxonomy places the organism in Eukaryota, Metazoa, Chordata, Mammalia, Rodentia, Castoridae. The record is from RefSeq and is a predicted model, not a curated record.
AUGCCCAUCCUCUUGCCCAGCCUGAAAGGCAGCUUCUUGGCCCAUCCCUUGCACCAGGGGCUUCUCUGCCCUGACCAGCAUCUCUGCAGCCCCACCUUGGUUCCAACUCCCAAAUCACCUAAGAAGCCCAAGAUGCAGACGCCUGGGGACAUUUUCCCCACUGACUGGAGCCCACCACCUGUAGAGUUCCUAAACCCAAAGGUACAGCAGUACCACCAGGUAGGUGCAGAGAGCCCUCAGGGCCCAAGGAGAAUGCCCAAGAAGUUGGAACUGGAACCACUGGACUUGGACACAAAAGAGGGGCUGGCCUCAUUGGAGGAGCUGUUCUGGAACAUGCCAGGCACAAGCCAGCAGACCAUGACCCCAGAACUCACCUCUCGGGGCUCAGAGUGCUAUGUCAACAGCUUAGAUUACUUACUGCAGGAGAAGAGGGAGCAGGCCCUGGAGCAGGAAUGGGAGAAAUUGCUGCUGCAGGACCGUCCUGAUCUUGAUUCCUUGGAUCGAGAGGAAGACGAAGUGCUGCUUACACCUGAGCACAGGAUGCUGGUGGAGAGGUUCUCAGUGUCCCUUCAGGUCAUCCCACCAGUGCAUCCAGGUGAGACUGUGUUUCUGCCCAGGCGUCACCCCCUGCCCUGCUUCCUGGACUCCUCACUCCUAAAGCCACACAGCCAUCUGGAAGAGCUGUUCCUCAGCUCCUCUCCAGCCAAGCAGCUUUCCUUCCUGCGCAGUGGCCUCCUGAGCAACCUCUACCUGCAUACAUCAGAUUCCCUGGUGCCUCUGCUCCAGUGGCUGUUCCAGUUACUAACAUGGCCUCCAGAAACGUCUUCGAGAGCUUUUGGUCUCCUUUGGGAUCUCAGUGUGGAUGGACUCUUCCGUCAGUCUG